Salvelinus namaycush (lake trout) is the source of this 1917-nucleotide messenger RNA. RefSeq names its product glutamyl-tRNA(Gln) amidotransferase, subunit B (gene gatb). The transcript is spliced from 13 exons. Gene Ontology annotation, molecular function: glutaminyl-tRNA synthase (glutamine-hydrolyzing) activity. Bases 7 to 1674 code for a protein of 555 amino acids. The record is from RefSeq and is a predicted model, not a curated record. Gene Ontology annotation, biological process: glutaminyl-tRNAGln biosynthesis via transamidation; mitochondrial translation. NCBI's taxonomy places the organism in Eukaryota, Metazoa, Chordata, Actinopteri, Salmoniformes, Salmonidae.
CUAAACAUGGCAGGCUCCUCUGCAGGAAUGACUGCACUGCUAUGUAAUAUGAAUAAACGAAUUGCAAUAUUUUAUCCAACGAUUACUUACCAAAGGCACAAUUGGUGUGUGAUAAGGAGAAUAUGUAUGUCUGUCUCCCGAUGCCAGAGUCAAGCCCAAACAAAACGGAAAAGUGCUCCCCAGGAGCUGGUAGGUGUGGUGGGUCUGGAGAUCCAUGCUCAGAUCCACUCCAACACCAAGCUGUUUUCUGGCUCCCAGGUCGGGUUCCAGGCUCCACCUAACUCCCUGGUGUCCUUCUUUGAUGCCUCCUUACCUGGAACUCUACCUGUGCUGAACAGACGAUGUGUGGAGGCUGCAGUGAUGACAGGCUUGGCCCUUAACUGUACCAUCAACAGGAAGUCUCUCUUUGACAGGAAGCACUACUUCUACGCUGACCUUCCUGCGGGCUACCAGAUCACCCAACAGAGGCUGCCCAUCGCGGUGGACGGCACCCUGACCUACAGUCACCUGGGGGGCCGUAAGAGGAACACGGUGGUCACCAAGAGUGUCAGGAUCAAACAGAUCCAGCUGGAGCAGGACAGUGGCAAGAGCCUCCACGAUGACUACAGGAGCCAGACCCUUAUAGACCUCAACAGAGCAGGUGUGGGUCUGAUGGAGCUGGUGAUGGAGCCAGACAUGAGCUGUGGAGAGGAGGCAGCAGCAGCCGUCCGAGAGAUGCAGCUCAUACUGCAGGCUCUAGGGACCUGCCAGGGAAACAUGGCUGAGGGCCAGCUGAGAGUGGAUGCCAACGUGUCCGUCCACAGACCUGGGGAUCCUUGGGGCAUCAGGACUGAGGUCAAGAACAUCAACAGUGCCCGCAACCUGGCCAGGGCCAUAGACUAUGAGAUCCAGAGACAGAUGUUUGUCCUGGAGAGCGGCGGCACGGUGCAGAACGAGACACGGUCGUUUGAUGGCAAGACUGGACACACCAUUCCAAUGCGAGACAAGGAGGGCCUUCAGGACUACAGGUUCAUGCCGGAGCCCAACCUGCCUCCUCUGAUGGUGUACGAGGCGUGCUCUACAGCCCCCCCUGGUGUUGCCCCCAGCCAGGUGGUGGUUCUGGAGGAGGUGAGGGAGAGGCUGCCGGACCUGCCCAGCGUCAGGAGGCAGAGGCUGGUGGAGACCUACGGCAUCCUCCCCGAACACAGCUUCACCCUGGUGAAUGAGGACGGGCUGAUGGACUACUUUGAGGCCGUCGUCAAGGAGACCAAGGCUGGACCGAGAAAGGUGAUUGGCUGGGUGAUGAAAGAGCUGCAGGGCCUCCUCCAUCAACAGAACCUGAGUGUCAGCCAGAGUCCGAUCUCUCCUCAAGCUCUAGCCCAGAUACUGAAUCUCCAGGAGAAUGGACAAAUCUCUUCUUCUAUCGCCAAGCAGGUGUUCCAAGAGCUGUGGAAGACCCCAGGUAAAACGGCCCAGCAGAUCGUCAAGGAGCAGGACCUGGGGAUCGUCAACGACAGCACAGAGAUCCACAGGAUUUGCCAGAAGGUGGUGGACUCACACCCAGACCAGGUCCAAGCCAUCCGCAGUGGGAACAAGAAGGUUCUGAACAAGCUCAUGGGUCUGGUCCAGAAGGAGACUAAAGGCAGGGCUGACCCAGUCCUGGUACGGGCCAUCCUGGAGCAGAAGACCAACUAACACUGUCUGUGGCCACCUUGACUGCCUCAACCUUUAAAUGCCUGGUGGAAUAUCAAACUGGUCCAAGAGGCAGGAAACAUGACAUCUUUAUGGCUUCAUCAUAGUUAACAUGUCCUCUGGUGAAGAGGAUUAUUGUUGCUAAAUCAACUGUCUGUCAUGUUGUCUUCUGGCACCGUACCCGCCUUUAAGUUGUUGCAGUUGUAUUGUAACUUUAUUUGUGUACAUAAAUAUAUUCUAAUUCUC